Molecule: messenger RNA, 3588 nt
Organism: Knipowitschia caucasica
Lineage: Eukaryota; Metazoa; Chordata; Actinopteri; Gobiiformes; Gobiidae
Source: the annotation of a GenBank genome assembly
AUGAAGGGCUUUACAGACACGCUGUGGGAGGUUUUCACUGGCUGGUGGUCCGUCCCCGUCAGGCUGGUGGUCCGUCCCCGUCAGGCUGGUGGUCCGUCCAGUCAGGCUGGUGGUCUGUCCCGUCAGGCUGGUGGUCCGUCCAGUCAGGCUGGUGGUCCGUCCAGUCAGGCUGGUGGUCUGUCGUGUCAGGCUGGUGGUCCGUCCCGUCAGGCUGGUGGUCCGUCCAGUCAGGCUGGUGGUCUGUCCCGUCAGGCUGGUGGUCCGUCGUGUCAGGCUGGUGGUCUGUCCCGUCAGGCUGGUGGUCCGUCCAGUCAGGCUGGUGGUCUGUCCCGUCAGGCUGGUGGUCCGUCCAGUCAGGCUGGUGGUCUGUCCCGUCAGGCUGGUGGUCCGUCGUGUCAGGCUGGUGGUCCGUCCCGUCAGGCUGGUCCCGUCAGGCUGGCCCCAUCAUACUGGUGGUCCGUCCCGUCAGGCUGGUCCCGUCAGACUGGUGGUCCAUCCCGUCAGGCUGGUGGUCCGUCCCAUCAGGCUUGCGGUCCGUCCCGUCAGACUGGUGGUCCGUCCCGUCAGGCUGGUGGUCCGUCCCGUCAGGCGGGUGGUCCGUCCCAUCAGGCUUGUGGUCCGUCCCGUCAGGCUGGCCCGGUCAGACUGGUGGUCCGUCCCGUCAGACUGGUGGUCCGUCCCCGUCAGGCUGGUGGUCCGUCCCCGUCAGACUGGUGGUCCGUCCCGUCAGGCUGGUCCCAUCAGGCUGGUGGUCCGUCCCGUCAGGCUGGUGGUCCGUCCCCAUCAGGCUGGUCCCGUCAGGCUGGUCCCGUCGUCCGACUGGUGGUCCGUCCCUGUCAGGCUGGUGGUCUGUCCCGUCAGGCUGGUGGUCCGUCCCGUCAGGCUGGUGGUCCGUCCUGUCCGGCUGGUGGUCCGUCCCCGUCAGGCUGGUCCCGUCCGACUGGUGGUCCGUCCCUGUCAGGCUGGUGGUCUGUCCCGUCAGGCUGGUGGUCCGUCGUGUCAGGCUGGUGGUCCGUCCCGUCAGGCUGGUCCCGUCAGGCUGGCCCCAUCAUACUGGUGGUCCGUCCCGUCAGGCUGGUCCCGUCAGGCUGGUGGUCCGUCCCGUCAGGCGGGUGGUCCGUCCCAUCAGGCUUGUGGUCCGUCCCGUCAGGCUGGCCCGGUCAGACUGGUGGUCCGUCCCGUCAGACUGGUGGUCCGUCCCCGUCAGGCUGGUGGUCCGUCCCCGUCAGACUGGUGGUCCGUCCCGUCAGGCUGGUCCCAUCAGGCUGGUGGUCCGUCCCGUCAGGCUGGUGGUCCGUCCCCAUCAGGCUGGUGGUCCGUCCAGUCAGGCUGGUGGUCUGUCCCGUCAGGCUGGUGGUCCGUCGUGUCAGGCUGGUGGUCUGUCCCGUCAGGCUGGUGGUCCGUCCAGUCAGGCUGGUGGUCUGUCCCGUCAGGCUGGUGGUCCGUCCAGUCAGGCUGGUGGUCUGUCCCGUCAGGCUGGUGGUCCGUCGUGUCAGGCUGGUGGUCCGUCCCGUCAGGCUGGUCCCGUCAGGCUGGCCCCAUCAUACUGGUGGUCCGUCCCGUCAGGCUGGUCCCGUCAGACUGGUGGUCCAUCCCGUCAGGCUGGUGGUCCGUCCCAUCAGGCUUGCGGUCCGUCCCGUCAGACUGGUGGUCCGUCCCGUCAGGCUGGUGGUCCGUCCCGUCAGGCGGGUGGUCCGUCCCAUCAGGCUGGUGGUCCGUCCAGUCAGGCUGGUGGUCUGUCCCGUCAGGCUGGUGGUCCGUCCAGUCAGGCUGGUGGUCUGUCCCGUCAGGCUGGUGGUCCGUCCAGUCAGGCUGGUGGUCUGUCCCGUCAGGCUGGUGGUCCGUCCAGUCAGGCUGGUCCCGUCAGACUGGUGGUCCAUCCCGUCAGGCUGGUGGUCCGUCCCAUCAGGCUUGCGGUCCGUCCCGUCAGACUGGUGGUCCGUCCGUCAGGCUGGUGGUCCGUCCCGUCAGGCGGGUGGUCCGUCCCAUCAGGCUUGUGGUCCGUCCCGUCAGGCUGGCCCGGUCAGACUGGUGGUCCGUCCCGUCAGACUGGUGGUCCGUCCCCGUCAGGCUGGUGGUCCGUCCCCGUCAGACUGGUGGUCCGUCCCGUCAGGCUGGUCCCAUCAGGCUGGUGGUCCGUCCCGUCAGGCUGGUGGUCCGUCCCCAUCAGGCUGGUGGUCUGUCCCGUCAGGCUGGUGGUCCGUCCAGUCAGGCUGGUGGUCUGUCCCGUCAGGCUGGUGGUCCGUCCAGUCAGGCUGGUGGUCUGUCCCGUCAGGCUGGUGGUCCGUCCAGUCAGGCUGGUGGUCUGUCCCGUCAGGCUGGUGGUCCGUCCAGUCAGGCUGGUGGUCUGUCCCGUCAGGCUGGUGGUCCGUCGUGUCAGGCUGGUCCCGUCAGGCUGGCCCCAUCAUACUGGUGGUCCGUCCCGUCAGGCUGGUCCCGUCAGACUGGUGGUCCAUCCCGUCAGGCUGGUGGUCCGUCCCAUCAGGCUUGCGGUCCGUCCCGUCAGGCUGGUCCCGUCAGGCUGGCCCCAUCAUACUGGUGGUCCGUCCCGUCAGGCUGGUCCCGUCAGACUGGUGGUCCAUCCCGUCAGGCUGGUGGUCUGUCCCGUCAGGCUGGUGGUCCGUCCCGUCAGGCUGGUCCCGUCAGGCUGGCCCCAUCAUACUGGUGGUCCGUCCCGUCAGGCUGGUCCCGUCAGACUGGUGGUCCAUCCCGUCAGGCUGGUGGUCCGUCCCAUCAGGCUUGCGGUCCGUCCCGUCAGACUGGUGGUCCGUCCCGUCAGGCUGGUGGUCCGUCCCGUCAGGCGGGUGGUCCGUCCCAUCAGGCUUGUGGUCCGUCCCGUCAGGCUGGCCCGGUCAGACUGGUGGUCCGUCCCGUCAGACUGGUGGUCCGUCCCCGUCAGGCUGGUGGUCCGUCCCCGUCAGACUGGUGGUCCGUCCCGUCAGGCUGGUCCCAUCAGGCUGGUGGUCCGUCCCGUCAGGCUGGUGGUCCGUCCCCAUCAGGCUGGUCCCGUCAGGCUGGUCCCGUCCGACUGGUGGUCCGUCCCUGUCAGGCUGGUGGUCUGUCCCGUCAGGCUGGUGGUCCGUCCCAUCAGGCUGGUGGUCCGUCCUGUCCGGCUGGUGGUCCGUCCCCGUCAGGCUGGUCCCGUCCGACUGGUGGUCCGUCCCUGUCAGGCUGGUGGUCCGUCCCGUCAGGCUGGUGGUCCGUCCCCGUCAGGCUGGUCCCGUCAGGCUGGUCCCGUCAGGCUGGUCCACUCAGACUGGUGGUCCGCCCCGUCAGGCUGGUCCCGUCAGACUGGUGGUCCGUCCCGUCAGGCUGGUGGUCCGUUCCGUCAGGCUGGUGGUCCGUCCCGUCAGGCUGGUGGUCCGUCCCAUCAGGCUGGUCCCGUCAGGCUGGUGGUCCGUCCCGUCAGGUUGGUGGUCCGUCCCAUCAGGCUGGUCCCGUCAGGCUGGUGGUCCGUCCCUUCAGGCUGGUGGUCCGUCCCGUCAGGCUGGUGGUCCGUCCCAUCAGGCUGGUCCCGUCAGGCUGGUGGUCCGUCCCAUCAGGCUGGUCCCGUCAGGCUGGUGGUCCGUCCCUUCAGACGGCCACUAG